This is a messenger RNA of Puccinia triticina, 6033 nucleotides long. RefSeq lists its product as uncharacterized. The transcript is spliced from 16 exons. The record is from RefSeq and is a predicted model, not a curated record. NCBI's taxonomy places the organism in Eukaryota, Fungi, Basidiomycota, Pucciniomycetes, Pucciniales, Pucciniaceae. Gene Ontology annotation, molecular function: protein binding. The coding region runs from base 1 to 6033 and encodes 2010 amino acids.
AUGAACACUGUCUACCACCGUUCAGCACCCCGGCCGAGCAUCCAGCCCAGGGAAGACGCCCAGCCGAACGAGCAGGGCUGGCUGCCCCCACGCCUCCGCCGCCCCGCACAGCCGCCAGUCAUCCGGCCAGCAGCAGCCCACCACCAGCAACAACACGCCUACAGCCAGUACCACUACCACAGACAGCCCCAGGACCACAGAUACCCAACCGCAGACUGCUACCGCCCACCAACCCACGCCCAGCCACCCUAUCGGAGGCACUCUGCAUACGAAAACUGCCAGCUGCCCAUCUUCCCCAGCCACUCCUUCAACUUCACCCCAGACUUAGGCUAUGCCCACGCCUCUUCUUCUGCCGUUUCAAGCCACCGGCCCAUCGAACAACACUACCCCCUGCCCAUGCCCAUGCCCAUGCCCAUGUCCAUGCCUAUGCCCAUGCCCAUGCCCAUGCCCGAGCGAGCCCCCAUGGAGCCCAUCUCAACCAGGUUCAAGCGCACCUUCCGCGCCUACAGCCAAGAACCAGCCUCGCCCUCCACCUCCACCAUCCCCGCCCCCGACUCCAACCCACAACACACCAGCCAUCCUGCAUCGACACCGAGCACUACCCAACAGCAGCAGCAGCAGCAGGCCCCAACAGAUCGGGGGGACCAUCAGCAGAGCCAGCCCCCGGCCAAGAAACCCAGACUCAACAACUCCUCCAGACAGCCUCCCCCAGCCCAGCAGCAGCAGCAGCAGCAGCGCCAGGACACCGACAACUCAUCCCCUGAACCCCCAUCCGACCCGCCCCUCAUCCCGCCCGACUUCAUCAAACACUACCAGCUCGGCUCAACCCCAUUCCACCAAGUUUUUGCCUGCAGCGUCAUCAACAAGGCCGCCAACAGGGCCGAUCUCGUCGCCCUCACCUCGUCCAUCCUCGCCCACCUCGGUACCAUAACGGCGGUGGAGAUCGUGUACUUCAGCACGGGCAAGAAAGCCGCAGAGAUCGUCAUGGCCGUCAGCUUCCUCGACCCCGCCGUCGCCAAGACCGCCUGCGCCAGACGGCAGUUCAUGGUCCCCUCCCAGUUCAGACACAAGGGCAACAAGCUGAUUGUUUAUCCCAAGCUGUCUGAGGCCGAGCACCCCGCCUCCGAGGAUGGCUGCCCCAAGGCCUCGUCUGAUAAAGCAUCCGCUAGCUCGGCCUCGGGAGGCCCCACUCAGGACCAGCCAAGCUCCCAGCCAAGCUCCCAGCCGCACCAAGACAGCGACCACAAGAUCGACCCGAGUCCGUCCAAGCCCGACGAAGCCGCCGACACAAGCAUCGAGUCCUGUGCACAAGCGUCUAGCAAAGCUUCCGGGAGCCGAUCCGCUUCCGACCACGCCGCCCAGCCGGCAGAUCAACACUCCAUCCACCAGGCCUCCUUGCCGCCGCCUAGGAAAGCCAGGAAACUGAAGUCUUCCUCGCCCGUUGCUUCGCCCAAGAGAGAGUCCCGCCGCCGGCCGUCGUCGAGUUCAUCACGCUCCCGCCACGUCAUCGCCGUCGCUACCAUCCAUUGCUCUACGACGCGCAGCGACACGGUGGACAUGGCCCACGAGAUCCUCGGUGCUGUAGGUCACAUAUCGGAGCUGGAGGUGCUCGCCUUCGAGCGGCGCAAAUCCAUCGACGUCGUCCUCCGCGUCUCCUUCGAUCGCGCAAGCGCCGCCAGAGAAGCCUGUGCGAGACGCAGGUUUAGGGUGCCCUCGGCCUAUCACUACCAUUGCUACGACCUGCUCGUCUUCGAGGGCUCUUCCAGGAGACCGGAGAUCACCCCCACCCCGCCCGACUCUCCGAGACCUUCCUCUGAGAGGGAUGGCCGGUCGAGGGUUAGCCGGCGGGAUGCUCGACCCCCCCACGACGAGGAGACCGUCCGCAGUCGGCCGGCCACCCCCGCCCAGGAAAUCGACCAGCUCAGCUCGAGCCCCGACCGCAAACCCAUCGACAUGCUGUCCUCCGAUCCGAUCGCCCCAGAACCGUCUGCUCCUCAGCCUUCAGCCUCCUCGGACCCGGGCCAGUCGGGCCUCGAUCAACUUGACGACCCUCAGGAGCCGCCGCUCAAGAAGAUCAAGACUCGGCGGCUCGACGCUGACAAGAGCCCCGCAGAGGCUCCCCCUCAACAGGCCCCCUCACCCAUCCAAUCCCCGCCAGCUGCUAGCUCCUCGCUGCCUGGCUCCGUCGACCAGGUCUUUGCCACAGGCCUGAUCCACCAAUCCUGUACGCGUGAGAAGAUACCGCAAAUGGUGCGCGACAUCCUCGGCUUUCUCGGCCCCAUCUCGGAGGUCGAGGUGCUGAGCUUUGUCGGCCGCAGGAUCAGCCGUGAGGUCCUCCUCGCCAUCACCUUCGUGCAAAUAAGCGCCGCCCGAGAAGCUUUCUUCCGCCGCACCUUCGACAUCCCCUCGCCCUACAGCUUCCACAACACCCCUCUCACCGUCCACCGCACCAAUCCGGCGGUGCGCGUCCAGAACCCGCCGGCGAGGCCCCAGCCCCCGCCGGAAUCCCCGCGCCAGACGUCCCCCCAAUCGUCCUCGAUCGAGCUCGACCGGCCUCUGGUCGCUCCGAAUCCUGCAUCCGAGGACUCCCAACCGGCCGUCGACGAAGACCUGCCUCACGAUGGCACGAGGCCCAAAAGCUCGGCCGAGGCCUCGGUCGAGCAGCCUCCUUGUGACUCGAGGAGCGACUCGGCUCAGAUGCAAGAGUCGUCGGUUGAGAUGCAAGAAGAAUCUGGCUCUGAAGACGAACCUCUCUGGCAGCGUGUGGUGAAGGACGGGCCGCCGGCCGAUAGCGCCGCGCCCCCGACGCAGCGCUCUGCGAGCCCUCUGACCGUCAAUUCCGAUCAUCCUAACAUACACAUCGAGCCGCCUGACGAGCCGCCUGUCGCUCAAAAGGAUUAUCACAGCACGGGUAUCGAGAUCAUCAAGCGGCCCGUCCCUCGGAAAAGAGUGCGCCAUAAGACUGUCUGGAUCAAAGGAUCCUUCCCUCGGAAGAUCAACAAUCAGAAGGUCGAGAGGUUUAUCCGAGAACUCUUUGAGCCUCUUGGCAAGAUUUUUUCUCUCAAUGUUCACGCUCGUCAAGGAGGUCUGAUCGACCUCAAAGUGACCGUCGAUGAGCCUGUGGCCGAACAAGCCGAGAAAGAGUUGCAUGGUCGUGUGUUUCCCCAGUGUAAUUCAUGGCCGCUCUUCCUCAACUCUCGCUAUGUUCAAGGGGUCCGAGUCUUGAAGUCGCUCCGGGCCAAGCUCAAGCAGGAAGCUACCGACAAGAAAAAUCAGGAACAGGCCGCUCGAAAGGAACGUCUUCUGCAAUGCAAGAGCCGCGAGUCGCCCGACGCGCCCUGCCCAUCCGAUGCUUCCGGAUCUCCCCCGCCGCCAGAGCCCGACUCGUCUUCUCAAGUCGACCCACAGGUUCAAGCGUCAUCAUCUCGUCAGAGUAGCCCAUCCAGAACCCAAUCUCGCUCAUCAUCGUCCUCGUCGUCUCACAACAACCAGGACGAUCAGCCGAUCCCCCCUCAAGAAGAAGAAGAAGAAGAAGAAGAAGUUGGCCUGCCCCUCCGCACCAUCCAAUUCCCGAUCCCCGACAAUUGCAAGUCCGAUCAUCCCUCCUGCUCGGUCAAUCGUCUCCACUACAAGCUGGAGAAGAUCCGGCUGACAACGAGCAAGAACCAGACUGUGAUCGACUCUUCGUGGGAGGGAGAAUGCUUGACGCUCCAUGUAGUCCCCAAUUCGGACGAGCAUUCUCAGCUCCCUGAAGAAACCGAGCCAGACAACAUCACAACAGCCGCGUCUGAAUCGCGCCCCGUCGCCUCUACCUCGAGCUCCGCAACGCGUCAUCGCAGUCGGUCGAGUGAAGCACCGCCGAAGCGAUCGCCGAAAACUCACCGGUCGUGGCCCUUUGCGCCCGCGCCCAUGUACCUCGAUGAAUCCACUUCAUCGGACUUCCCCCGGACACUCAACGACUUCUUGACGACCUUCUUCCGGCUCUGGGAGGAGUCGCGCGAGGACCUUCGGUACCUUUACGACGACUCGGCCGUCUUCUCCAACAUCCUUGCCAAGCAGGGUCGCAAGGCCUCGGCGAUCACCAAGAGCACCGGCUGGACGAGCAUCCUCAGCAGCAUCAGCCGGCUCCCUGCGCUCUCUAAUGAUCCGAUGUCCGACCUCAUCAUCGAUGCCAGUCCGAUCUCGCUCCUCCCUCUCCGCGUCAUCUGCAGCAUCCACGGCUCGUUCUCCGAAUUCCCCAACAAGGUCCGCAGAGCUUUCGACCGCUCGCUCAUCCUCCGCCCCGUCGACGUCCAUCUGCACCCCUCUGAAGGCUGUCUCGGACUCUUGAAGUGGAUCAUCCUCAGCGAUACCCUGACGAUCCGCAAACAAACCUCCCGGGCUACCGCCGUCACCGAGGGCUUCCGCGAUAUCCAAAAGAGCCGCGCCUGUCGCGAGAUGGGCUCCGAUUACCACCAGGCUCGCGAGGUCUUCCAGCAGAGCCUGCGUUCCUCGCGUCGCCAAUCGUCCCCAGCCGGGGAGCCGUCGAGGGCCCGACGGAGCUCGUCGAUCCACUCGAUCCGCGACUCGCCCCGUCCCCCUAUCGUCCCAUCCUCCUCCGUGCUCGACUGCCCCCCGGGAACCAGUCUGCGCUCGGGCUCCGAAGCGGUGGCCGGCCCGGACCUGGCGCUGCUCCAGUCGCAAGUGAAGGUCUUGCAGGCGGAGAUCGAGAGUCUGAAGACGCAGACACGCAUGCCCGCGAUGAUUCCCGGCGGGGACGACUCGCUGGUGUCGGGCAAGAAAGCGCAGCGGGCGAAGGGCGACGAGUGGGCCAGCGGGACGGGGCGGCCUCGGAAGACGCACGUCUCGCUGGUCGCCAGCCGGACCACCAGCCAUCUCGGCUUCGGCGUCGCCAAGAAGCGCCUCCUCUUGCCCACCGACGACGGCCGCUACCUCGUCCUCUCCAUCCGCGGCGACAUCCUCGCCUGGGACCCCGCCCCCGCCCCCGGCCUCCACCCUCUCCAGCUCGUCCUCCCCGGCGCUUCCCCCACCGACAUCGUCGACUCCGCCGUCUUCGAUCUGCCCUCCAACGCCCUCGUCGUCGGCGCGAGGACGUCCAAGGCCGCGAGGAAUACCCCCACGUCCAACGUCUCCCUCGUCAAGAUCUUCAAAACUAAAAAAGGGACGACGAUGUAUGACCGGCUCUUGCUGGACGACCCGAUCCACGAGCACGGCGUGCUGGCCACCUGUCUAGCCCCGCCACCGGGGCCGGCCACGCUGGCCGUCGACGAGCCGCCCAGCCGGACGCACACCCGCUUCCUCACCGCCGGGCACGACAAGUUCUUGGGCCUCUGGAAGAUCUCGCAUUCCGUGCACAAGAAGAAGGCCCUCCUCGCCGCCAAAGACCUCGUCAAGAUCCCCGCCUUCCAUGCCGGCGUCAUCCAGUCCUUGUGUCUCUUCGACAAACGUAAUUGGGUGCUCUCCGGCGGCCAUGAUGGAAAGGUCUUCGCUACCGAUCUGGGCCAGGCGUUCCACCAUACCCUGUGUCUCGAAGAAAACUCGCGGAUCUUCGAUAUCCAGACCAAUCCGGUCGGGAGUGACACGGUCAUGGUCACUACGGGGAACAAGGCUCCCGGGAGUCAAUUCCGGUAUUGUGAUCUGAGGACGCCAGCGCGACCGGUGCUCAGCUUCGGCUUCGGAAGCAGCUCGGCCAUGGUCGGCGGGGGGAUUGCAGGCGGAGCAGGGGGCGAGAAAGGCACGCGCAACCACCGCAGAGGCGGCCUGCACGACUACCUCUUCUGCUACCCCAACCCCGAGCCCGCCGCCGAGGUCCUGCUCUGGGACCUCCGCUUCCCCGCCUCCGCUUUCUCCCCCCAUCCCUCCUCCUCGUCUUCCUUUCCUGCCGCCUUCGACGGCCCCCUCCCCCAGCCCUUCGGCUUCGGAGCCGGCCAGGGCGCACUCGCUUCCCAGACUUAUCUCGAAAACCUCCACUCCCUCGCCGUCUUGCACAAGGAAGUGCUCGCCAAAAUCGACUUCGAUCUCAUCGUCCGAUAG